CUUUGUCCUCCAGGCUCCCCAGGGGCACUGGGCCUGCGGGCCUGGUUGCUAGGCGGAAGCAGGGCGCGGCGGCGGCCGCUGCGGCUGCCCGGGCGUUUGAAAAGCGGCUACGCAGGCGGCAAAAGACCCCGCCACCGGGCCGCCGACCGCGGCGACCAUGGUCUCCAAGUCCGACCAACUGCUCAUCGUCGUGUCCAUCCUAGAAGGUCGCCAUUUCCCCAAACGUCCAAAGCAUAUGCUUGUAGUAGAAGCAAAGUUUGAUGGAGAACAGUUGGCUACUGAUCCUGUGAACCAUACUGACCAGCCAGAAUUUGCUACUGAGUUAGCCUGGGAAAUUGACAGGAAAGCGCUUCAUCAGCACAGGCUACAGCGUACUCCUAUAAAACUCCAGUGUUUUGCCUUAGAUCCUUUAUCUUCAGCCAAGGAAACUAUAGGUUACAUUGUUUUGGACCUAAGAACUGCUCAAGAAACAAAACAGGCACCGAAAUGGUACCAGUUGCUGAGUAAUAAAUACACCAAGUUCAAGUCUGAGAUACAGAUAAGCAUUGCUUUGGAAACAGACACAAAGGCACCAGUGGAUAGUUUUAAAGCGAAAGGGGCCCCCCCUCGAGAUGGAAAAGUACCUGCCAGCCUGUCUGGACUUGACCCCAGGGACAUUGUGGCCGUGCUGAACGAGGAGGGAGGCUACCAUCAGAUUGGACCAGCCGAGUGUUGUACUGACUCCUUCAUUAUGUCAGUUACCAUCGCAUUUGCCACCCAGUUGGAGCAGUUAAUUCCCUGUACUAUGAAACUUCCAGAAAGACAGCCUGAAUUUUUCUUUUACUACUCUUUACUGGGAAAUGAUGUUACAAAUGAACCAUUCAAUGAUUUGAUCAACCCAAACUUUGAGCCAGAAAGAGCUUCUGUCCGCAUACGUAGCAAUGUAGAAGUUCUUCGUGUUUACCUGGCUCUUCAGUCUAAACUACAGAUCCAUCUCUGCUGUGGAGACCAGUCACUUGGGAGUACAGAAGUACCUUUAACUGGAUUACUGAAAAAGGGCAGUACAGAGAUCAACCACCACCCAGUCACGGUCGAGGGUGCUUUUACCCUGGACCCUCCAAACAGAGCCAAACAAAAGCUUGCACCUAUUCCUGUGGAGCUGGCCCCGACUGUGGGAGUGUCUGUGGCUCUGCAGAGGGAAGGCAUAGAUUCCCAGUCUUUAAUUGAAUUAAAGACCCAGAAUGAACAUGAGACAGAGAAUUCAAAGAAGAGAGUUUUAACUCCCAUAAAGGAGAAGACAAUUACUGAGCCAAAAUCACCAAGCAUGUCCCCUGUUCCGCCUCACAACCAGUCACCUCCAACAAAAGAUGAUGCCACAGAAAGUGAAGUGGAAAGCUUACAGUAUGAUAAGGACGCCAAACAGAAUCCAAAAGCCAAUUCUUCCGUACCUGCUUCACUGGCCCAGCCAGUGACUACAUCCCAUGUUUCACAAACAGCUUCAGGACAGAAGAUUGCUGUUCCAGCAACGUCGCAUCAUUUUUGCUUUUCAAUAGACUUAAGAAGUAUCCAUACCUUGGAAAUUGGUUUUCCAAUCAAUUGUAUAUUAAGGUAUUCAUAUCCAUUCUUUGGAAGUGCAGCUCCUAUUAUGACUAAUCCUCCGGUAGAAGUUCGGAAAAACAUGGAGGUUUUUCUUCCCCAGUCUUACUGUGCAUUUGAUUUUGCAACUAUGCCACAUCAGCUGCAAGAUACCUUCUUAAGGAUUCCCUUGCUGGUUGAAUUGUGGCAUAAGGAUAAAAUGAGUAAAGAUUUACUUCUGGGAAUUGCGAGAAUCCAGCUUUCUAACAUCUUGUCUUCAGAAAAAACUCGUUUUUUAGGUUCUAAUGGUGAACAGUGUUGGCGUCAAACUUACAGUGAAAGUGUGCCUGUGAUAGCAGCACAAGGAUCAAAUAACAGGAUAGUAAAUCUUUCUUACACAAUGACACUAGAAGAUUAUGGACUGGUAAAAAUGCGUGAGAUCUUUGUCUCUGAUUCUUCUCAGAGUGUACCUGCUGUACAAGAGAAGCCAGCUUCUCUUCCCCCAGCACCUUGUCCUUCAGAGAUCCAGACAGAGCCUCGGGAAACUUUAGAAUACAAAGCAGCACUUGAACUGGAAAUGUGGAAGGAGAUGCAAGAAGACAUUUUUGAAAAUCAGCUAAAGCAGAAAGAACUGGCUCAUAUGCAGGCUCUUGCAGAGGAAUGGAAGAAAAGGGACCGAGAAAGAGAAUCACUAGUAAAGAAAAAGGUGGCUGAAUAUACUGUUCUAGAAGGAAAACUUCAAAAAACCCUAAUCGACUUAGAGAAGCGAGAGCAGCAGCUUGCUAGUGCAGAAUCAGAGCUUCAAAGAGAUAGAAAGGAACUGCAAUCAGAACGUGAACGAAACAUGCAAGAACUUCAGGAUUCUAAGCGUCGAGCCAAGGAAGACUGUGUUCACCAAGUAGAGCUAGAAAGGUUGAAGAUGAAGCAGCUUGAAGAAGAUAAACACCGACUUCAGCAGCAGCUUACUGAUGCUGAAAAUAAGUAUAAAAUUUUGGAAAAAGAAUUUCAGCAGUUCAAGGAUCAGCAAAGCAAUAAACCAGAAAUCCGUCUACAAUCUGAAAUAAAUCUUCUCACCUUGGAAAAGGUUGAACUUGAAAGAAAGUUGGAAUCUGCAACUAAGUCUAAACUGCAUUACAAACAGCAGUGGGGACGAGCUUUGAAAGAACUUGCCAGACUUAAACAGAGGGAGCAAGAAAGUCAAAUGGCUCGUCUUAAAAAACAGCAGGAGGAAUUGGAACAGAUGAGACUGCGUUACCUGGCUGCUGAGGAAAAAGAUGCGGUAAAAACUGAGCGACAAGAAUUAUUGGAUAUAAGAAACGAAUUGAACAGGUUAAGGCAACAAGAACAAAAACAGGGCCAGGAUUCCAGAGAGAUAGCAAGUGGGAAAAUGGAUGGCCCACAGAGUAAUGCAUUGGAAGAAGGUCUGGAUGAUUAUUUGACUCGCCUCAUAGAAGAGAGGGACACGUUGAUGAGAACGGGUGUGUACAAUCACGAGGAUCGGAUAAUAAGUGAACUUGACCGACAGAUAAGAGAGAUUCUGGCAAAAAACAAUGCCAGUAAUUAAUAACAUUUGGAACAUCUUUAUAGAGACUCCAGGUCUGAAUUUUAGUUUCAUUGUAAAACCCUUAAAAGUGAAGAAAAUUGAUGUUUUAAAAUGCUAUUUUCGGGUUUUUUAAGCAAAAUUUUAUAUAUUAUUGUAUAGUAUUUAUUUGAUUGUAUUUACUUUGUGCUACCUCUCAUGCUGGUUUUAUUUGUCAUAUACAUUUUCUACUCAUUUUAAAUGACUUGUCAGUGUUUCUUGUAGUUUAUAAUCUGAUGGCUAACUUCCAAAACAGCUUUUCACAAGUUUGUUGUAGGAGAAAUGACUGCAGUAAUUUUCAGUUAUUUAAUUUUUCAUGUUGAGCCGAAAGAGUAUAUGUUACACUUUAAAAAAUGCUGUGUCCUAAUUCCAUUUGAAUGUAGAUAUCUUAAAAGUUGAUGCCAAUUUUAAAUGUAACCAGUUUAACUCAUUUGAGACAACCUAUCCUUUUUCUUUAACUUGUAAUGUGUGCAAAUGACAACCUUGAAAAUAAAGCAGGAUCAAUGCAGAGAAGCCAUAUGACAUAUUGAGUGGCAAAUUAGUCAUUUAUUUAAAUAAAGUUAAUACAGAUGAAA
Molecule: messenger RNA, 3708 nt
Organism: Nycticebus coucang (slow loris)
Lineage: Eukaryota; Metazoa; Chordata; Mammalia; Primates; Lorisidae
Gene: CEP120
Product: centrosomal protein 120
Exons: 21
Coding region: 158-3118 (986 amino acids)
Biological process (GO): interkinetic nuclear migration; centrosome cycle; positive regulation of centriole elongation
Cellular component (GO): centrosome; centriole
Source: RefSeq, a predicted model, not a curated record